UCUCAGGAAAGCUGCUCACAUCAUUUAGUUGUGACAGGCGCUUUUAGGGACAACGCAACGGCAUGUUUGGGUCCAAGUUUACGCACACCGAACCAGCUUGUGUACAAGCAAUAGAAACAAAAAAGCGACGCGUAAUGUGUUUUAACUUUACCGAGAGAUGCAUUUAUGCGAAUAUUAUCCGAAUACUCACGUCCGUUUUACGCCCGCACUGCUGCCGCUGCUGCUGCUGCUGACGGCUCGGAGACAAACUAAUUGCUUUUGUAUUUGACUCCGUAAAUCAGUGUAAUGUCCUCAGUGUGAGGGGUGUGUGCACUAAGACUGGAGAAAAGAUAGCUGGAUGCUGCAUGUUGUUCGGGUCCAACGCGGCGGAGGAGGCGGCUCUCUCUUCCCCCCUCCGGUUCCCCUCGACAACUUCAGCCGCGCUAAGGAGAGGAAAAGCGCCGCAGCGUCUCCGGCUCCUCGGCUCCACGCCGAGCUCCGUCUCCGGCUUUAAAGGCAUCUCGCACUUCAGCUGAGCAUGCAUAAGAGCGGCGCUUUGUGGGAAGUACUGCUGCGUUUCUGUUUGCUGCUUUACGACCAAGAUCCCAAAGUUGGAGGCGCCAGAAGCCGCGCUGGCGGCAGGUUUUCCUAACCCGCUGCUCGGAUGGAAGACAACUUAUUGAGAAAUCUCUUGUAGUGCAGAUGUUUGGUGUGUAAAUAAAUGGCUUGCAUUGCUUAUUUGUUGCCUAGGUGGCGUUUACAGUCAGGAAGUCAUGUCCAGAUCGGGUGAUAGAACAUCCACCUUUGACCCAACGCACAGUGACACCUUGCUGCAUGGGCUCAACCUCCUGUGGAGAAAGCAGCUUUUCUGUGAUGUGACUCUAACUGCCCAGGGACAGCAGUUUCACUGCCACAAAGCUGUGUUGGCAUCCUGCUCACAGUAUUUCAGAUCCCUCUUCUCUUCCCAUAAUGUGAUUAGCAAUGAGGGAAGCAAGGGGGAUCAGGGUAGCAGGGGAACCCCCUCGUCCUCCCCGGAUGACAAGCUGGUGACCACCAGUGCCAGGCCCAUCAACAACCUGGUCCUACAGGGCUGCUCCUCCGUCGGACUACGGCUAGUGCUGGAGUACCUCUACACUGCCAAUGUUACUCUUUCCCUGGACACAGUGGAAGAGGUGCUUUCAGUCAGCAAGAUCCUCAACAUCCCCCAGAUAACCAAGCUAAGUGUGCAGUUCCUCAAUGAUCAGAUCUCUGUUCAGAACUACAAGCAAAUCUGCAAGAUUGCCGCGCUGCACGGGCUCGAUGAGACCAAGAAGCUGGCCAACAAGUACCUGGUGGAGGAUGUACUGCUGCUGAACUUUGAGGAGAUGUGCGCCAUGCUGGAUGCUCUGCCUCCGCCAGUGGAGUCAGAGCUGGCUCUCUUCCAGAUGUCUGUCCUCUGGCUGGAGCAUGACCGGGAGACGCGCAUGCACUACGCUCCGGACCUCAUGAAGAGGCUGCGCUUUGCCCUCAUACCCGCCCCAGAGCUCGUGGAGAGGGUGCAAUCUGUGGACUUCAUGAGGAGUGACCCCGUGUGCCAGAAACUGCUGCUGGAUGCCAUGAACUACCACCUGAUGCCAUUCAGACAGCACUGCAGGCAGACCAUGGCAAGCAGAAUCCGUUCCAAUAAGCGAAUGCUGCUCCUGGUGGGUGGUUUGCCUCCUGGACCCGAUCGUCUCCCCAGCAAUUUGGUCCAGUACUAUGACGACGACAAAAAGACAUGGAAGAUCCUCACAAUAAUGCCUUACAACAGUGCUCAUCACUGCGUGGUAGAGGUGGAGAACUUCCUGCUGCUGCUGGGUGGAGAGGACCAGUGGAAUCCAAACGGGAAGCACAGUACAAAUUUUGUCAGCCGCUAUGAUCCCAGAUUCAACAGCUGGAUUCAGCUGCCUCCCAUGCAGGAAAGGAGAGCCAGUUUCUUUGCCUGCCGCCUGGAUAAGCACCUGUAUGUAAUUGGAGGUCGGAAUGAGACGGGCUACCUCUCCAGCGUGGAGUCCUACAACCUGGAGACGAAUGAGUGGAAUUACGUGUCAUCUCUGCCACAGCCUUUAGCUGCACAUGCAGGAGCAGUGCAUAAUGGCAAGAUCUACAUAUCAGGUGGAGUGCAUAAUGGCGAGUAUGUGUCCUGGCUCUACUGCUAUGACCCCGUAAUGGAUGUUUGGGCUAGAAAACAAGACAUGAACACAAAGCGCGCCAUUCACGUCCUGGCUGGGAUGAACGAUCGUCUGUAUGCCAUCGGUGGAAACCAUUUGAAAGGUUUCUCCCAUCUAGAUGUUAUGUUGGUUGAGUGUUACGACCCAAAAGCUGACCAGUGGAACAUCCUCCAGACACCGAUACUCGAGGGCCGCAGCGGUCCGGGCUGCGCCGUUUUGGAUGAUAGCAUCUUCCUCGUGGGUGGCUACAGCUGGAGCAUGGGUGCCUACAAGUCGUCGACCAUCUGCUACAGCCCAGAGAAGGGAACGUGGACGGAGCUGGAAGGAGAGGUGGCGGAGCCUUUGGCAGGCCCAGCCUGCUCCACAGUCAUCCUCCCUGCCUGCCUUCCUUUCAACAAAUGACAACUAAUCCAGCCGAUGGGUGGUGAGGGGGACAAGCAGCAGCAGGGCGACUGGGGGGAGGACCACCAAUAAACAAAACAUUUGUCAAGAAUUUUGUGACAAAAAUCCCUCCAGCUUUAGCCCGGUUGUGGUGUAAAAGUUAUUUUUUUACAGGUUUGACAAGAGCACUUUCAUUAUUCUCUACUGAUGGAUUGAGAGGGGGAGAGGAUGAAGUAACUCAUGUAUCUAAAUGAAUCAUCUGUUCUGAGAAAUAGUCUGUUCCAUACUUAAUUUUAUUUAUUUAAACAGUUUGAAAGUGUUUUUGGCUUCUCUUCCAUCGCACGCAUAGUGUCGAACUGAAUUAUAGCAUUUCAGAUCCAUUGUACCUUGUACACAGUAGAGGCAUCAUCACCAGAUUACGUUUUAAGGAGGCUCGGUGAAUUAAAAGUGUAUAAAUAUUCAAAGGUUAUGUUUGUACUCAUUGCUCUCUGUCCAGAUUGUUCACUUGCGUAACAAAUACGUUGUCUCUUUAGGAAAAUGUACAUAUUUGAGCAUCUGAAAGGGACACUUCCAGAAAACUGUUGGCAGACAGAAAGAGUGAACUAAAGAGCUGCUCCAAGUUGGUAUUUUAAUUUGUCUUGAUAAUGUACACUUAAACUGAAUUUUUUUUUUUACAAGUUAAUUCUUGCCAGACGUUUGUGGCAACUCGUCUUGAUGCCACAACAAAGCUGCUUAAGAAUCAUGAUUGAUGACUCAUAUUAUAAUGACACUAAUAUCAUUCAAUGUUGGUACAAUCAAUUUGGAAUUGCUAACCAGUAUAAUUUUCUGCAUAAAUAUCUGUGGAAGAUAUUGGGGGUGUGCGUUCUCGAAGUUCACAGAUGCAGGUCUGUUUAUGAGACCACAUGGUUUAAUUGUUUAAUGUAAUUAAAAAGCAAGAGAGCAUACAGUGGUCUUUGAUGCACUUUCAACUCAGCAAAAUUCACUGAUUUGUACAUUAAAUCAAUGUGCCGUGUUUAAGAGAUAUCUUCUGUGCAAAUGAAUCCAGUCUUGUCAACGUUAUUAGGUUGAAUAAAAUUGACUCUAAAUAUUAAUGCCGUUGAAUUCUGUAAUUAAAAAAAGUUGUUGAUUUCAUUCUUGUAUAUAAACCGCCUGCAGUGAAACAUUUUUGUGCACUCAACUUUGGAUUUAUUCUCAAAUCCUGUUAUGUAUCUGGCAUUUUAGAAAAAAAUCAAAUAAAAUGAUUGAUGAUCAAAAUGA
Messenger RNA from Xiphophorus hellerii (green swordtail), 3806 nucleotides. RefSeq names its product kelch-like family member 14 (gene klhl14). NCBI's taxonomy places the organism in Eukaryota, Metazoa, Chordata, Actinopteri, Cyprinodontiformes, Poeciliidae. The record is from RefSeq and is a predicted model, not a curated record. Gene Ontology annotation, cellular component: neuron projection; neuronal cell body; endoplasmic reticulum. Gene Ontology annotation, molecular function: protein binding.